Chara braunii is the source of this 1715-nucleotide messenger RNA. The record is from the annotation of a GenBank genome assembly. NCBI's taxonomy places the organism in Eukaryota, Viridiplantae, Streptophyta, Charophyceae, Charales, Characeae.
GCGGUUGCAAUCUUCAGAGCUACAGGAUGGCGACACGUGGCCAUGAUCGACUGGUAUUCCACUUUGUUGUCUUGGCCUGCUUGUUGAUGAUCUGGUCGGAGAGGCCGUCAAGUUUUGCCUCCGCCUCGGGAAGGCACCUAAGGUUCUCUGCUUCUGGAUGGAAUAAAGAGGGUGACAAUGACCCUUCAAGGUGGAUGCAAGAGGGGGAAGCCAUGCCGGGCUCUCAGUGUUCUGUCGAUUUCAAGAGUCUGGAUUUCUCCACCCUGCGAGAUAUGUGUCCCCCUUCAGAGACGGUAGAUAUCACAUGCUGCCUGCCUCUGGCACGGAUAGUCAGCGGCUUACCUCUUGAUCCGUCUAUAAUGUCAGAGACGUGCAGAAAUGACUUCUUCCAGGCCCUCAGCGAGGCCGGGUUCGAUCCCAACCAGCUGCUAGGCGUCUGCAUGCCUCAUCUGGCUCCGUUGGUGCAGACAGGCAAGGCCUUCUCCACUAAAUCCCUCCCUAGCCUACCCAUUGCGGGAGGGGUCUCUGCGACCCAAGUGGCUAACACUGCCGCGAAGGCAUACGCCAAACUGGUCAACCCAGCUGAAGGGUCCUUAGAGACCGAAGGAGGGGGUGGGAGUGGGUCAGAUGUGGUCAGUGUACUUCGUAAAACUGCCAAGAAGGCGUACACCAAACUUGGAAACACAGCUCCAGCGUCCUUAGACAUCAUCGCAGGACUCCGAGGGAGUGAGGGUGGUCCUGAUGUGGUUGGGCGACUUGGCAAAAUUGUCAAGAAGGUCUACACCGCACUGGGAAGCACAGCUCUAGCGUCGUCGUCGUUAAACAUCGAAGGAGGGAGUCACAGUGGCUCAUCAGAUGUGGCGGUCUCCUCCUCCGAGUCUGGACAACAAGUCGAUGGGGGCGAGAGCUCCUUGGAACAAGGACUUGUCUCGAGUGAAGCCUCCCCCUUUAUCGGAUCUCAUGAGGGGUCUGAGCUUUCACAAACCGCCCCCCUUAGCUCUAGUUACGAUGAAGCGGCCCUAUCGAGCCUGUACGAGGACGUCUUGCAAGCGUCCUUGGGGAGUUUUGCUAGCGACUAUAUAGCUUCAUCCGAAUCGAGUCAAGGAGGGGACAGCAAGGACGGCGACUUGGCGAGUGGUUCGGGUACCCUUUAUGCGCCUUCAUCCCAGUCAGGACAACAUGGAGGCAGCGAGAAGAAGUCGACUGAAAUGGGAGCCCCUGCAAGUGAAGCCCCCCUCUCGGGAUCUCAUGAUUCUGAGUCGGACAAGUUGAAACCUCUCCCCAAAUCAAGCGGUGAAUCUGCCCCAUCCAGUUCUCCUUCGUCUGCAUCUGGACAGAAUUCCAGUCCUCCUUCGUCUGCAUCGGGACAACAUGGGGUCAGCGCAGAGAAGUCUACCAAGGGAGGAGCCCCUGCAAGUGAAGCCCCCCUCUCGGGGUCUGAUGAUUCUGAGUCGGACAAGUCGAAACCCCUCCCCAAACCAAGUGAUAAACCUGCUGCAUCCGAACCAAGUCAUACUGAGUCUGGCAACAAUGCACCUUCCUCUGAGUCUGGAAAACAAGGGGACGGGAAGGGGACCCCGAGCAAAGGAGCGUCCGCAAGCCAAGCCCAUGACUCAGUGUCUGCAGAUGUGUCUGCCCCGUGAGAACCACCCUUCUCUAUCUCAGGUGGUCAGGCCGCCUCCUGAAGUCUGUACCUUUAGACUUUUCCCCCCAGC